This is a messenger RNA of Amaranthus tricolor (Joseph's coat), 1743 nucleotides long. RefSeq lists its product as uncharacterized. Bases 1 to 1743 code for a protein of 580 amino acids. The record is from RefSeq and is a predicted model, not a curated record. NCBI's taxonomy places the organism in Eukaryota, Viridiplantae, Streptophyta, Magnoliopsida, Caryophyllales, Amaranthaceae. The transcript has 4 exons.
AUGGUAGUAGAAGAUGUGGUAGUGGAGGAAGAGGUUGCUGAUGAUGAUGCUGCUGUGCCAAAAGAGAAUGAGGUUAUGGAGGAGGCAGAGGAGCAGAGAGAAGAAAGAGGAGAAGAGAACAAGGAUGAUGAGGAGCAGACUGAUAAGAAGGUUGAUGAAGUUGCUGAUGAUGGUGUUCAAACAAUUCCUAUUCAAAUCAUUCCACCUACUGAUGAUGAUCAUGCUACUCCUGGAAAACCGUCUAACUCAGUUACUGCUCAAAUGUUCUGGCUAAGAAAAUUGAGUUUGAAAUCUGUUGCUGACGUUAUCCUUGUUGGAAGACGAAUGCGUAGUCUUAUAGAGAUGGAUAAGGGAAGUAAGGGUUGGUGGGAAUUUCCUAGAUGGAGUCAUGUAUAUGAACAAGGAACGGAUGAAUACAUUGAGAAAGCCUUUGCUAUAAGGUCCCAAGGGAACCAGAUUAGUUGCCCAUGUUCUAAUUGCCAUCAUCGAUAUUGGUAUGGUAGACAUGACGUAAGAGAUAAUAUUAUUUGCAAUGGCUUUGUGCCAAGAAACGAUGAAACCUUUCAUCUAGGUGGGAUGAGCCCUGAAAGAGAAGUUGAGGAUCCUCAACACGAUGAACCAUCAAACAUUAAUGAUCGUAUACAAGAGUUGUUGAGUGAUGCUUUGAGAGAAGGGCCAAAUGAAGAGGCGAAGAAGUUUUUUCGCCUAAUAGAGGAAGGCAAACAAGAGUUGUAUCCGGGUUGCAAAAAAAUGUCUAGACUUGCCUUCACAAUUCGCCUCUACAUUUACAAGUGUGACCAUAAGUUGUCCGAUGUUGCAACUGCUGGUUUACUAAAUUUCUUCAAGGAAGUUCUCUCCGAUGAUGCAAUAUUGCCCACAUCUAUGCACGAAGCGAAGAAAGUUUUAAAGUUGUUGGGGUUGGACUACAAAAGGAUAGACGCUUGCCCUAAUGAUUGCAUGUUAUAUUGGGCGGAGCAUGCAAACGCAACCAGUUGUCAUGUCUGUGGAACUUCAAGGUGGAAAUCGAAGGAUAAUGAUGAAGAUGACAAUCCUAAUGAAAAAACUCGUAGAAUUCCAUCUAAAGUUCUAAGGUACUUCCCAAUCAAGAAUAGGUUGCAAAGGUUGUACAUGUGUGCCGAAACAGCAAGUUUUAUGACAUGGCAUAAAAUUGCAGGAGAGAAGGAUGGGCUUUUGCAACAUCCAGCCAAUGGUCAAGCUUGGAUCAACUUUGACAAAAUAUAUGAAAGCUUCUCCAAGGAACCCCGUAAUGUGAGACUUGCAUUAGCCACUGAUGGUUUUAAUCCUUUUAACACAAUGAGCAUUGUGUACAGUACUUGGCCAGUCAUUUUGAUCAAUUACAGCUUGCCUCCAUGGUUGGCAACAAAGUUCGAGUUUUUAAUGCUUUCAUUACUUAUACCUGGACCUUUGUCUCCUGGAAAUGCCAUUGAUGUCUAUUUACAACCACUUAUCAAAGACCUCAUUAAUUUGUGGGAGUUUGGCCUAGAAACAUAUGAUGCUACAACCAAUACAAGGUUUGACAUGCAAGUAGCUUUGGUGGGUACCAUUAGUGAUUUUCCGGGUUAUGCAAUGUGUUCGGGCUGGAGUACGAAAGGAAAAUUUGCUUGCCCUUGUUGUCAUUAUGAGAUAGAUUCUAUGUACUUGAAAUAUAGUCACAAGUAUUGCUAUAUGUGUCAUCGCAAAUGGUUGGAUUCAGACCACCCGUUGCGGUAUAAUAAGAGGUGA